AUGCCACAGUUCGACCCUCGCUUCACACAUUGUGGCCUUCACGAAGAAGGCCUUCGGCGCCAUCAGCAUGUUCUCCCCACACUUGGUGCAUAUCACCUCGUUCCACUGUUUAGUGUUUUGGCUUACGACGUUGAAUGCGGCGGGAUGUCGGUCUACGAGGCAGUUGAACUUUACGAGGAACUGAUGGACUUCUCUGUCGCCCAGCCCAAGGUUGUGCAUAGGGAGCUGACGAAUCAGAUGGUGCGGUGUUACUGUUUGAAUGAGGAGUACGAGAAGGCAUUGGGUGUGGUGUUAGAGGUGAAGGCGAAAGAAAUUCGCAGGACGUUUGUGACGUACGCUCCACUUUUUCGUAUAAUUCGAGCCAGCGAGGAUGCCGAGAGGCAGCUGACGCUUUUGAAGUUUGUGUACGACGUGGAGGGCGGACGGCUGCUAAAGUUAUUGUACAUUGAUAUUCCUCGGAUGCUCUAUAUGUUUGGUGUAUUUGUUUGCUACAACUGGGUUUUCAUUAGCUGCAUCUUCACUGUCGUAUGCACCAUUGUCGUCCUGUACGUGGCAAAUUUUGGAUUGUGA
Trypanosoma rangeli is the source of this 570-nucleotide messenger RNA. RefSeq lists its product as uncharacterized. The record is from RefSeq and is a predicted model, not a curated record. NCBI's taxonomy places the organism in Eukaryota, Euglenozoa, Kinetoplastea, Trypanosomatida, Trypanosomatidae. Bases 1 to 570 code for a protein of 189 amino acids. The transcript has a single exon.